AUGUUGACACAAGGUGGUGAAGGAUUUCUUCCUCUCCCUCCAAGGCCACUGGUAAUGGAUAGGAAAUGGAAGGCCAAUGUGGAAUUAGCUCCCAAUUGUCCUCGUUGUGAUUCUUCCAACACCAAAUUCUGUUACUACAACAACUACAGUUUGACACAACCUCGUUACUUCUGCAAGAAUUGUAGAAGGUAUUGGACUAAAGGUGGAUCCCUCCGUAAUGUUCCGAUCGGCGGUGGUUGCCGGAAGUAUCGUCGAGGGAGGGUGAGGAUAUCAUCAAGCAACUCGACUUAUGGGGGUUCAUUAAUGAUGCUCUCGAAAAUUCCCUCAAAUGAUUCAAUUGGGAAUUUGUAUCAAUCAGAUGCAAGCUCCACAAGAUCAGAUGCUUCCACCAUCGAUCUUGCACUGUUAUAUGCUAAGUUCUUGAAUCAUGAACCGGCAGAGUCUGAGGCUAGACUUGUAAUGCCUGAAUUGCCUAGGUAUUUCAAUCCGUCUAUCCCGGCACCGGCGCCGUUAGAACCAAAUUCUGAUCCACAUUUCCAAUUCUUGCGAGAAGAGAGUGUUGGUGGAAGCCAAGUUUUCAUAGGCGAAUUCGAUAUGAAUCAUAAGCAAGAAGAAAGAAUUCCUCAGUUUAUGAGCUUGGAGAGUAUUGGUUAUGGAUUGCAACCAUUACCCACUGAAGAUGUGGUCGUCCAAGACAUGUUCUGGUCGAAUCCUUCUCGUCCUCCUCCACCUCCAUUGCCGAACUCUAAUAUUCCAUGGCAGGAAACGAACAUGCAGAGGUUCGAAUCAGUAGCCGAAGAUCAGGCAAACUUUCAUUCAAACCCAGUAAAUGAUAAUAACUGGAGCUCCUUUGAUCUGCCUGAGUUGUGA
This is a messenger RNA of Telopea speciosissima, 870 nucleotides long. RefSeq names its product dof zinc finger protein DOF3.5. The record is from RefSeq and is a predicted model, not a curated record. Bases 1 to 870 code for a protein of 289 amino acids. NCBI's taxonomy places the organism in Eukaryota, Viridiplantae, Streptophyta, Magnoliopsida, Proteales, Proteaceae. Gene Ontology annotation, molecular function: DNA binding; DNA-binding transcription factor activity. Gene Ontology annotation, biological process: regulation of DNA-templated transcription. The transcript has a single exon.